This is a messenger RNA of Oppia nitens, 531 nucleotides long. RefSeq lists its product as uncharacterized. The coding region runs from base 1 to 531 and encodes 176 amino acids. The transcript has a single exon. The record is from RefSeq and is a predicted model, not a curated record. Lineage: Eukaryota; Metazoa; Arthropoda; Arachnida; Sarcoptiformes; Oppiidae.
AUGGCCAAAAAAUUUGUGACAAUAUAUUCAUCGCUUGUGUUCAUACUGUGCUCAAUAAACGAGUGUCUAUCGGGUGGUAAUACUAUUAUAUCGGGUGCGGGACACGGUGGUAUCGGAACACUGGUCAACACCAACGGUCACAGGCGUACAAUAAUUACUGGUGGCGGCGGUGGUGGUGGUGGUCACGGUGGCGGUCAUGGAGGAGGCGGCGGACCCAUAAUUGUUAAGACAAGUGGAGGCAAAAGAGGUGGCGGAACUAUUAUUAUUAUUGGUGGUGGCGGUGGCGGCGGUCAUGGACAUGGACACGGUGGGGGCGGACCUACUAUAGUGAAAACGGGAGGUGACAAACGUAGUAAAGGCAAAAAUAUCAUUAUUAUUGGCGGUCACGGAGGCGGCGGGGGUGGUGGUGAACAUCAUGGAGGACAUGAUGGCGGACACGAACACGAGUCCCAUGAAGUUAGUCAUUUUAGCCACGGGUGGGAAGGGGGUCACGGAGGUGGUCACGGGGGUGGGUGGUGGAGGAAAAGGUAA